UUUGUUGUUGGGUAGUAAUGACGAAUGAAGGCGGGUCUGAAUUUUCCUUACCAGCUGUUGCCGUCCGUAUGAGGCCUCGUCUGGAUCGAGAACGGAUGCGGAGAGAAAGAGUAGCGGAUCGUUUGCGUCUCGACGAGAGAUCACGACGCGUCAUCGUUCACGCCAGUAGCGACAAACCUCACGAGAUGAUCUUCGAUCACGUCUUCGCCUCGCGCACGUCACAGCAUCGACUGUACACGGGAUGUCAGCUGCAAAGAUCGGUGAAGGCGGUCGCUCGCGGUGAACGAUUGCGCUCUUGCGUCAUAGCGUACGGUCAAUCGGGAUCGGGAAAGACGUACAGUCUGUACGGCGACGAAGAGUCUCCUGCUAUCGUGCAGCAUGCAGCCAGGGACGUGUUCAAAGUCGUCGAUUAUGCUCGAGGUCCAGAAGAAAUCGACGUGAGAAUGUCGUUUGUCGAGAUUUGUAAUGACAGACUGCACGACUUGCUCGAUCCGACCAAGACCGACCUUCACGUGCGCGACACGAAGUGCACGGCGCGCGUUGAAGGUUUGUCUGAACACGUCGUGUCCAGCACAGGCGAUGUGAUGAGGCUGGUGAAAGGAGGACUAUCGAGAACGUCAAAACACGCCAUCCGUAGCAGCUUCGAGAACAACUUUACUCAUACCGUCUUAGGUCUCAAAAUUAUACGACAUCCACGAAAAGAAGAGGAAAGGGUAUGGGAAGGUCAUCUGGAGUUCGUCGAUUUGGCUGGAGCCGAUAAAACUGGAGAUGUCAUUUCUCAACAAUCGACUGUAGAGGCAAGAAAGAGUUCUCUCUCGCUCUUGUCGCUCGCUCAAGUUGUGAUCGCUCUCGUUCAUAAAGGCACACACGAUCACGGCUUUAUUCCAUAUAGAAACUCUGUGUUGACACGUCUUCUCAAAGGAAAUUUGAAUGGAAGCUGUCGAACUCUCAUUCUCGUUUGCAUCACUCCGCUUUUUGCCAAUCUGCGCGAUACUCUCAACAGUUUGAAGUUUGCCGUGUCCGCUAAAUCUAGAGACCAUUCGUUGCGAAGCAGAGAACAUUUCAAGAGUUUGUCGUUUUCUCACCAAGUGCCGCCUUUCAAACAGUCUUACUCUGCGAGAUCGCGUUGCAAUGGGAGCGACGAGGACAGGUUGCGAUCGAGAGCGUUGCUACCAGGACAACCGACCGAUGAAACGACGACAGAAGACGAGACGACGACUAGAACUGCGACGAGCUGUGCAAGCCACCUGGCGGAAUCAUCGUUUGCAGAUCGAGUCGUAGAUGAGAGUACCAUCGGUAAUUUCGUCAUGCCGGGUGGUGACGGCGUACCGGAUACAGCGAUGGAGGCACUUAUGUUUGCCGAGGCUGCACGUAGACUUGGGAGGGACGUCGGAAACUAUAUCUUAUAUCUUGCAGAGAAAGGAAUGAAACCGGAACAGUUUGCAGACACUGCGAGGAAGUCUGGAAUGUCGUUGGUCGAGCUUGCCGAGUAUACAGCGUCUGCUGGAAUUCAUCCGAUGGAGUUUGCACGACACUAUGGCGUUCUUACAGAUCGAUGUCCUACGGCAACUUCGGCGACUGGCGCAGUCAGAGCUUCCUACAUCUCGGACAGUUCGUUGCAAGAUCUCUUGGAUUACGGCUCUACUCUACAGAGAGGGGUCGCAUGUCAAGAUCGAAGAGUUGGGGAUAAGAUUUAUCGCGGAGUAUUCACUGGAGCCGACGGCGCACUCUUCUUUAUGGAAGCUUUGGAAGGGGUAUCGACGGUAUCAGAAGCCGAGCAGGUGGGAGCAAAGCUUAUGCUUCUUGGAGUUAUUUCUCCAGUUGGUGCUCAUUGCCAGUUCAUCGCGUCACCUAGACAUUUGUACUGUUUUAGUUACGAGGAGACCGUGUGUGACCGAGUGUUAGAACGAGCUAAUGACCCUAGCCAUCAGACUGUAAAGCAAAAUACACGAACAACUGCAUGUAUAAUUCUCUGAAACAGUAUUAAAUAAGUUUUCUAGAUUGAGGUCAUUGGAAAGGACCGUUUGUGUGCGCGCCACGCACACGAACACAAACACACAUGCACACACGUAAUGCAAAGCGCGGAUUUUGUUCGCGUCCUAAUCAAACAAACCGUAUUGAUAAUCGACAACCACAGCAAGUAACAACACAACCACUCCAACUGUAAGCAACUGCACAACCAAAAAAUACGUGUUUUACGCCACGUGUGAACACCACUCCCAAAACCCCGGAUAUAUCCAUCCAUUAACACAUAGUCUCUGGCCCAUUACAUACAACUUUGUAUUUCGACGAUAGCCCCCUGUAUAAUGUCUGAGUAGAAGGGGCUAUUGGGCUAGUGAAGGUUAUUCUCUAGACAUUAGAGUCAGUGUUAAUUAACUCAGCAUUCGUCUACAUACAUUGGUGACAGAAUGGAGUCACAAUCCUGCAGGUUUUAAUGGAACGGGUGACCUUUUGUCGUUA
Molecule: messenger RNA, 2460 nt
Organism: Corticium candelabrum
Lineage: Eukaryota; Metazoa; Porifera; Homoscleromorpha; Homosclerophorida; Plakinidae
Exons: 1
Coding region: 18-1976 (652 amino acids)
Biological process (GO): microtubule-based movement; intracellular signal transduction
Cellular component (GO): kinesin complex; microtubule
Molecular function (GO): ATP binding; microtubule binding; ATP hydrolysis activity
Source: RefSeq, a predicted model, not a curated record